Elephantulus edwardii (Cape elephant shrew) is the source of this 5313-nucleotide messenger RNA. It is a transcript of the gene SOS2, whose product is annotated as son of sevenless homolog 2 (Drosophila). The coding region runs from base 101 to 4093 and encodes 1330 amino acids. Gene Ontology annotation, molecular function: protein heterodimerization activity; guanyl-nucleotide exchange factor activity. NCBI's taxonomy places the organism in Eukaryota, Metazoa, Chordata, Mammalia, Macroscelidea, Macroscelididae. Gene Ontology annotation, cellular component: plasma membrane. The record is from RefSeq and is a predicted model, not a curated record. The transcript is spliced from 23 exons. Gene Ontology annotation, biological process: Ras protein signal transduction; positive regulation of GTPase activity.
GCGGGCGAGGCGAAGCAGUCUGCGCCUCGCCUGUCAGGCAGCCUGCCCAGCCCGGCCCAGCGCGAGAGGCACUCCUCCAUGCAGAGGUGCCGCUGGGGCCAUGCAGCAGGCGCCGCAGCCCUACGAGUUCUUCAGCGAAGAGAACAGCCCGAAAUGGCGCGGACUGCUGGUCUCGGCGCUGCGAAAGGUUCAAGAGCAAGUACAUCCCAAUCUCUCAGCUAAUGAAGAGUCACUCUAUUAUAUUGAAGAUUUGAUUUUUCAGUUGCUUAAUAAAUUAUGCAUGGCCCAACCAAGGACUGUUCAGGAUGUGGAGGAGCGAGUUCAAAAGACUUUUCCUCAUCCAAUUGAUAAAUGGGCUAUUGCUGAUGCACAAUCUGCCAUAGAGAAACGAAAACGAAGAAAUCCUCUAUUACUUCCUGUGGACAAAAUUCACCCCUCACUGAAGGAAGUUUUAGGAUACAAAGUGGAUUACCAUGUCUCUUUGUAUAUUGUGGCUGUACUAGAAUAUAUCUCAGCUGAUAUUUUGAAACUGGCUGGUAAUUAUGUUUUUAAUAUUCGACAUUAUGAGAUAUCUCAGCAAGACAUUAAAGUGUCAAUGUGUGCCGAUAAGGUUUUGAUGGACAUGUUUGAUCAAGAUGACAUAGGUGUGGUUUCUCUCUGUGAAGAUGAACCUAUUUCUUCAGGUGAAUUAAAUUAUUAUGACCUUGUCAGAAGUGAAAUUGCAGAAGAAAGACAAUAUUUACGGGAACUAAAUAUGAUCAUAAAAGUAUUCCGAGAAGCCUUCCUUUCUGACAAACAUCUAUUUAAACCUUCUGAUAUUGAAAAGAUUUUCAGUAACAUUUCAGAUAUCCAUGAACUGACUGUGAAACUUUUAGGCUUGAUUGAAGACACAGUUGAAAUGACUGAUGAAAGCAGUCCUCAUCCUUUAGCUGGAAGUUGUUUUGAAGAUCUGGCAGAAGAGCAAGCAUUUGAUCCAUAUGAAACACUGUCACAGGACAUACUUUCACCAGAAUUUAAUGAACAUUUCAGCAAGUUGAUGGCCAGACCUGGAGUUGCUGUACACUUCCAGUCUGUUGCCCAUGGGUUUAAUGAAGCAGUCCGUUAUGUCCUGCCACGCCUCAUGCUGGUGCCAGUGUACCAUUGUUGGCACUAUUUUGAUUUAUUAAAGCAAUUGAAAGCAUGUAGUGAAGAGCAAGAAGAUGGAGAAUGUUUGAAUCAAGCUAUUACUGCUCUCAUGAACCUCCAAGGUAGCUUGGACCGAAUUUACAAGCAGUAUUCACCCAGACGUCGACCUGGGGAUCCUAUUUGCCCAUUUUAUAAUCGUCAAUUAAGAAGCAAACACUUGGCUAUCAAAAAAAUGAAUGAAAUUCAGAAAAACAUAGAUGGAUGGGAAGGCAAAGAUAUUGGACAGUGCUGUAAUGAAUUCAUUAUGGAAGGUCCAUUGACAAGAAUUGGUGCUAAACAUGAACGUCAUAUUUUUCUCUUUGAUGGCUUAAUGAUCAGCUGCAAACCUAAUCAUAGCCAGACCAGGCUUCCAGGGUACAGUAAUGCAGAAUACAGAUUAAAAGAAAAAUUUGUCAUAAGGAAGAUACAAAUCUGUGAUAAAGAAGAUACUUACGAAUGGAAACAUGCUUUUGAAUUAAUAUCCAAAGAUGAAAAUAGCAUAAUAUUUGCUGCUAAGUCUGCUGAAGAGAAAAAUAACUGGAUGGCUGCUCUUAUUUCUCUUCAGUAUCGUAGUACUCUAGAUCGAAUGCUAGAUUCUGUUUUAUUGAAAGAAGAAAAUGAGCAACCACUGAGAUUACCCAGUCCAGAAGUAUAUCGUUUUGUGGUAAAAGACUCUGAGGAAAAUAUUGUUUUUGAAGACAACUUGCAGAGCAGAAGUGGAAUCCCCAUUAUUAAAGGGGGAACUGUGGUGAAAUUAAUUGAAAGGCUAACAUAUCAUAUGUAUGCAGAUCCCAAUUUUGUUCGUACUUUUCUUACUACUUAUCGUUCAUUUUGUAAACCACAGGAAUUGCUUAGCUUACUGAUUGAACGAUUUGAAAUUCCAGAGCCAGAACCUACUGAAGCAGACAAAUUGGCAAUAGAAAAAGGCGAGCAGCCAAUCAGUGCAGACCUUAAAAGGUUUCGCAAGGAAUAUGUCCAACCAGUACAACUUAGGGUCUUAAAUGUGUUUCGACAUUGGGUUGAACACCAUUUUUAUGACUUUGAAAGAGAUUUGGAGUUGCUUGAAAGACUAGAAUUUUUCAUUUCAAGUGUGAGAGGGAAAGCUAUGAAGAAAUGGGUAGAGUCAAUUGCUAAGAUCAUCAGGAGAAAGAAACAAACUCAGGCAAAUGGAAUAAGCCAUAAUAUUACCUUUGAAAGCCCACCUCCACCAAUUGAAUGGCAUAUCAGCAGACCAGGACAGUUUGAAACAUUUGAUCUUAUGACACUUCAUCCAAUAGAAAUUGCACGUCAGCUAACACUUUUGGAAUCUGAUCUGUACAGGAAAGUCCAACCUUCUGAACUUGUGGGAAGUGUAUGGACCAAAGAAGAUAAAGAAAUAAAUUCUCCAAAUUUAUUAAAAAUGAUACGUCAUACCACAAAUCUUACUCUGUGGUUUGAAAAGUGCAUUGUGGAAGCGGAAAAUUUUGAAGAACGAGUUGCUGUACUAAGUAGAAUCAUAGAAAUUCUACAAGUUUUUCAAGAUUUAAAUAAUUUCAAUGGAGUAUUGGAGAUAGUCAGUGCUGUAAACUCCGUGUCAGUAUACAGACUGGAUCAUACAUUUGAGGCAUUGCAGGAAAGAAAGAAGAAAAUUUUGGAUGAAGCUGUGGAAUUAAGUCAAGAUCACUUUAAAAAAUACUUAGUAAAACUUAAGUCAAUUAAUCCACCUUGUGUGCCUUUUUUUGGAAUAUACUUAACAAAUAUUCUGAAGACUGAAGAAGGGAAUAAUGACUUUUUGAAAAAGAAAGGGAAAGAUUUAAUCAAUUUCAGUAAGAGGAGGAAAGUGGCUGAAAUUACUGGAGAAAUUCAGCAGUAUCAGAAUCAACCUUACUGUUUACGGAUAGAGCCAGAAAUAAGGAGGUUUUUUGAAAAUCUUAACCCUAUGGGAAAUGAAUCUGAAAAAGAGUUUACAGAUUAUUUGUUCAACAAGUCAUUAGAAAUUGAGCCCCGAAACUGCAAACAGCCACCUCGAUUUCCUAGGAAAUCAACUUUCUCCUUAAAAUCUCCUGGAAUAAGGCCAAAUGCAGGCCGCCAUGGCUCUACCUCAGGUACUUUACGAGGCCAUCCAACGCCAUUAGAAAGAGAACCAUGUAAAAUAAGCUUUAGUCGCAUUGCUGAAACUGAGAUUGAAUCGACAAUGUCAGCACCAACCUCUCCAAACACACCAUCUACUCCACCAGUGUCUGCUUCCUCAGACCUCAGUGUGUUUUUAGAUGUGGAUCUCAACAGUUCCUAUGGCGGCCAUAGUAUCUUUGCUCCAGUCCUUUUGCCACAUUCAAAAUCUUUCUUCAGUUCAUGUGGUAGUUUACAUAAACUAAGCGAAGAGCCACUGAUUCCGCCGCCUUUGCCUCCUCGAAAAAAGUUUGACCAUGAUGCUUCAAAUCUCAAGGGAAAUGCGAAAUCUGAUGACGAUCCCCCUGCUAUUCCACCAAGACAACCUCCAAAGGUGAAACCCAGAGUUCCCGCUCCUUUUGGUGCAUUUAACGGGCCUUUGAAUAGUCCACCUCCACCGCCGCCAAGAGACCCUCUUCCCGAGACCCCUCCACCCGUUCCUCUCCGGCCCCCGGAACACUUCAUAAACUGCCCGUUUAAUCUUCAGCCGCCUCCAACAGGACAUCUCCAUAGAGAUCCAGACUGGUUCAGAGACGUUAGGACAUGUCCAAAUUCGCCAAACACUCCUCCUAGUACCCCCUCUCCACGGGUGCCACGGCGAUGCUACGUGCUCAGCUCUAGUCACAACAGUCUCGUUCAUCCUCUGGCUCCCCCUGUUCCACCCAGGCAGAAUUCAAGCCAUCACCUGCCAAAACUGCCACCAAAGACUUACAAACGGGAACUUUCGCACCCCCCAUCGUACAGACUGCCUUUGCUCAAAAAUGCAGAGACUCCUCAAUGACCUUAGCCAUUUGUAGUCAUUGACACUGGAAUAGUAUUUGUAAAGUUCUCUUUUUUAUUUAUUCAAAAAAAGGCAUAAUAUUUUAGUACUUUUUACAAAUAAUGCUCUUUAAAAAACCUGCUACUGAUCAAAUAAGCUUUUGAAAAUUGGAAAACUUAAAAAUCCAAAAGUUCUUCAUCAUUAUCCUCAGGUGAUCAGUAUCAUUGCCUUGUCUUAGAUCUCAGUGCUGCCAAAAGGCCAGUAUAAAGAAUUUAUAUUUGCACUGUAGACUCUGUUAAACUACAGUUUAACGUGGCAUUGAUUGCACUGAAACGGACUAGUGCAUUUGUGGAUUUUUCAAAUUUAGAGACCUUUUUAAGGCAAUGAAUUUACACAGAUAAAGGGGGUGUGUCGUUUUCCGACUUUUUAAACCUCUUUGACCAUCUUCUAGUUUUUCAAAUGUCUCGGAGAAUUGUGAAUAACACCCACUGUUCUUAAACUCUUCAAUGCCAUGUCUUAAAUGCCAGUAUUUGCUGCUGAAGACAAAGAUGGAAAAUAGAAUGAAAACAGUAGAGUGCACUGUGUUUCGUAUUUUGUCAAAAUGUAAACAAAGACUACCUAACUCAAUUAUUGAAUGGAAAAAAGGGCCCAUUAUUUAGCAUGUAUCUCAUUCAGAUGUGCCUUUUGUUUUUGCAGACUUAGGUGUCUUUAGCUAAUGAGUUGCCUAUUGUUUUGGAAAAACAAAAUCAAAAUACCAUGUAUGUACAGUUUUGUUUAUAUUGUAUAUUUAAAGAUAAUGCUAAUAACCUAUAUAAAUUUAAGUGACUUGAGGCUUAUAAUACAAUCUGCUACUAUAUUCAUAAAUUCAGAGGGAACGUUUCUUAUGGCAGAGGAACAAACUCUGCCUUGCCUUUAAAAACCUAGUUCAACUUUCUUUAUAAAUCUUGUGUUAAAUGAAAUUUUAAAAAUCUAUUUUUUCUAGACUGGCAAUAUUUCAACCAGCGAAUACCCAAAACUUUGUUAAACUUUUUAAAUCUGAGAAGUGAGUGUAACUUUUAUUUGCCAUUGGACAUCUGCCUUCAAAGCAAGGAAAGCAUGUUUUGAUAAAAGUGCCGUAGCAGCUGUUGUAAAGUAGCCAAAAGCCACGUUGUUUUAUUUACUGGUCUGUGGCCUUUUACUGUGCUUUGUAUCAGAGUUCUUAACAAGAUUAAUAAAUCACUCCAGUCUUAAUUUUUAAAAGA